Cylicocyclus nassatus is the source of this 1248-nucleotide messenger RNA. NCBI's taxonomy places the organism in Eukaryota, Metazoa, Nematoda, Chromadorea, Rhabditida, Strongylidae. The record is from the annotation of a GenBank genome assembly.
AUGAGCUCUCCUUAUGCACCCACGAAAGCGCGCGUUCUACCAAGGCGGGUCCACGCCAAACCUCGAACACUGCUUGACUUAACAUCGCCACGUGUCGUUCAAGCGCCUGUUGUAGAAGAUGUUGUAGCUGCUUCACAGGACGUAUUUUUUGGGGUGGAACAAGAAGUUCCACAAGGAAAUGUGUACGAACGCCGCGAGUUUUACGUGGAAGAGACCCGCACUCAAAGGCAACAGUAUCCCCCUCUCCCCGCGACACUGCACGAUUGCAUCGAAAGAGGAGUACUGAACCUGGAUAAGGCCGCGAAAGUUAUUUUGAAGAACGUUAGAGAAGGAAAGUUUAAUGAAGCCACCUAUUAUGAGUUCGUUCGAUCGGAGAUGGCAGCGAAAGCAACACCCACGUACGGGAGCUUAAACCAACUCGUCGGACCGGACAUAAAUUUCUUAUGGAGUAUAGCCAACAGACUGACGGCUGAAGUAGGACGCGCAAUCACCUCGAAAUGUGUGCGCAUCGUUAAUGUGACUGAAAGGACAACGGCGCCAACUAUACAAACAUCUGUUUCAAUCCUCAAUUGCACCAGGUCAUGGAAUCUCGAUGUGGAACCGCCAUUUGUCAAGAAAAACCUCGGGAUUUUGGGCGCGCGAUGGGAGCCACGCGUAAAGGAUCCACCUUACCAGCAGUUAUGUUCGUUUUACCGUCAUCUUCUAACGCGCAUAACGGAUCCGCCAGAAAAAAUAAAGGAGUACUCCAUUCGACUUCACAGCAGGAACGGAAGAGACGACAAAUUGAAAAGUUUACCGGAACCUGUAGAAAACAUUUUGCAAGAUAUGGCAGAGGACAUGCUCGGUUACGGGCAAGAUGAACUCAAAGUAUGGCUUGAUCAAGAUCUCAGUAACUCCACUUUCUACAAGAGCCUUGGAGCGAACGAAGAGGAACGUAGAGCGAAUUUGGAGGAUUUGAGGAACGAACGUGCAGAGUGGCGUCCGCAGAUAUUCAAAGCACUUCAACUUGCAUUGCGCGACGUUCGCGGCUAUAAAUACGAAGCCGGCAAGUGGAUUCCCAAUCAGCGACGAGGCAAGCGAGAAGUCAAUGGAAUGAUCGAAGCAGUUCCCGAGUGCAGCAGAUACGGAACCCAACUACUGGAAGAACCGGACGAGAACCUCCCGCCCAACGCGUCACCUCCCUUGCCACCACCUAAUCCGCCACUCAAUCCGCCACGCAAUCCACCACCCAAGCGCAGAAGAAGAUAG